AUGGAUGAACAGAAAGCAACCACUAACUCCGUGGUCUCUCUGUGGUUACUCUGGUCUGGUGCUCAGCUGUCACUCUCCACAGACCCUUACAGCAGCAGCAUUUCGGAGGCUCCCCGCCCACAUGUGAGCGGCUCAGCUGAUGCAACCUGCAGGUAUAAAAACCCUCCGCUGCCCCUCAGCAGCCGCUCUGCUCACCUUAAUACAAUACAUGGAGAAGACACAGACCUCUCGCUUGGAGGAGAAACCGGAGCUUCGCGAACAGGAAUCAGGACGGUGUAUACCGCGGCUCUGCUCUUUUUGUCGGAAGAAGAAAGCGUCGUAGAGAUGAUCGGGAAGUAUUUCUCCCAGCUCACCUCCCCGGGCACGAGGAGCCCCUCAGCCCGGCGGGGGAGCGUCGAAAGCUGCGAUGAGACAGAAAACCCACCUUUUGCCAACAUGGACGCAGGUUUGGAGCAUGAAGCGCGGCUCCUUCGGCAGCAUGUGAUCCGGCAGAUCGAGCUCUGUCUCACAGAGGCUAAAGCUUCCACCCUCCACUGCCAGGUGCUGCUGCUUCCUCGCCAGAUGACUACAAGGGUGGGACAGGACGUGGUGCGCUCCUCAGCUGAUGAGCCCUGUGGGCUCCAGGGCGCCUGCAUCAAGGUCUACGUAGAGCACAAAGAUGGCCUGAAGUCUUUGGGGAGCAUCUUCCCAGACCCAAGUGUCACCCCAACAUUUGAACUGUCAGUGAUCUUCAAGGCUGACAAGGAGGACGGCUGGCCGGCCCUCAUGCACAUCUUUGACACCAGCAAAGUGUUAAAGCUGAGACCAGAGUACCGGCUGGUGAAGAGGAAGCUCUACUCCUCUGCCAGCCCGAUCAUUCAUGAUUUCAGCUAGAAUCUGAACCCAUCCAUUGUUCCCACUUCCCUUUUUUUUGUGUGAAGAUUAUUCUCAGCUUCAUCUUAAUGUACAGGCUACAUGUAACAAGGUGUGGCCUGUACUGCACUGGAAAAUGCUGGAGUUUCCCAAGGAAGUGGACUGUUCUUUAUGGCUGUCUUGGAGCACGAGGUCCCACUGCUUAUUUUCCUACUGUAGCCCACAUGACGACAGUAUUUUGCACAGAAAUGUUGAAUGUAGAAGUGUACACUGUAGACAUGAAAACUUCCUUGCAGGAAUGGGCAGGUCUCACUCCUGAGGUGUGCUGUACUUGUAUUAUUUAUGCAAUUGUAAAAUACAUUUUGUUUACACUAUAA
Acanthopagrus latus (yellowfin seabream) is the source of this 1229-nucleotide messenger RNA. Its product is annotated as DNA damage-inducible transcript 4-like protein. The record is from RefSeq and is a predicted model, not a curated record. The transcript is spliced from 3 exons. Gene Ontology annotation, biological process: negative regulation of signal transduction. Lineage: Eukaryota; Metazoa; Chordata; Actinopteri; Spariformes; Sparidae. Bases 1 to 873 code for a protein of 290 amino acids. Gene Ontology annotation, cellular component: cytoplasm.